GAGAGCAGCGGAAAGGAGCUCCUCAACACAAACAAUGCAGCGAGCCGGCUACGGUAGAGGGAAGACUCCUCGGAGGCCUGGCCCCAAGAAGGCAUCCAACAUAGAUAAAGAUCCUGUGGGAGUGUACUGCCGUAUACGCCCACUUGGAGGAGAAGAUGAAGAGUGUUGUGUUGAGAUGAUCAGCAGCUCCACGAUUCAGCUGCAUGCUCCUGAUGGUCUCAAAGCCAACCGUAAUGGGGAAUACAAGGAGACACAGUACUCCUUCAAAAAAGUAUUUGGCAUUAAUACCACUCAAAUGGAGCUCUUUGAGGAUAUUGCCAAGCCCCUGGUAGAGGACCUCAUUCAUUGUAAAAAUGGUCUGCUGUUUACAUAUGGUGUUACUGGAAGUGGUAAGACCUUCACCAUGACCGGCUCACCUGGCGAAGGUGGACUCCUCCCCCGCUCUCUAGACAUGCUCUUCAACAGCAUUGGCCCCUUUCAGGCCAAAAGAUUUGUGUUCAAACCAGAUGACAAGAAUGGUUUGGAGAUCCAGAGUCAAGUUGAUGCUCUCCUGGAGCGACAGAAGCGAGACAGUCAGCAGUCUGUGCCAAAAACGCCCUCUUCCAGGCAGAAGGCUGAUCCAGAGUUUGCAGAUAUGAUCAGCUCAGAGGAAGCCUGUAAGUCUGACAGCGUCGAUGAAGACUGCUGUUACAGCGUGUUUGUGUCCUACAUCGAGAUCUACAACAACUAUAUCUACGACCUCCUUGAAGAUGCUCCAUUCGACCCAAUCAGACCAAAACCACCUCAAUCCAAGAUUCUGCGUGAAGAUCAGAAUCAUAACAUGUAUGUCGCUGGAUGCACAGAAGUCGAGGUGAAAUCAACAGAGGAGGCUUUUGAAGUCUUCUGGAAAGGGCAAAAGAAAAGGAGGAUCGCCAACACUCAGCUCAAUCGUGAGUCCAGCCGCUCCCACAGUGUGUUCACAGUGAAGCUGGCACAAGCUCCUCUUGAUGCUGAUGGAGAUCACAUACUGCAGGACAAAAACCAGGUGAAUGUGAGCCAGCUGUGUCUGGUUGACCUGGCAGGCAGUGAACGCACCAGCAGAACCAGAGCUGAAGGAAGCCGCCUCCGUGAAGCAGGUAAUAUCAACCAGUCCUUGAUGACUCUGCGCACAUGUAUAGAAGUGCUACGUGAAAACCAGAUGUGUGGAACUAAUAAGAUGGUGCCGUACAGGGACUCCAAAGUUACACAUCUUUUUAAAAACUACUUCGAUGGUGAAGGAAAAGUCAGGAUGAUCGUGUGCGUCAACCCAAACGCCGGUGAUUAUGAAGAAACUAUGCUGGUGAUGCGCUUUGCAGAGAUGACCCAGGAGGUGGAAGUUGCGCGGCCAGUUGACCGACCCAUAUGUGGCCUUGCUGCAGGGCGCAGAUACAGAAAUCAGGCAUUUAAAGAUGAGUUGUCACGUCGCCUGGAAGAACGAGGAGGUCCAAGUAAUGCCGAUGACCCGGCUCUUGUAAAUCACCUCAUAGAAAGUCUUCCAGCUCUGCCUGGUUGUGAGCUGGUGGACCCAGCUGAUGACCAGACGCUUCCCCGACUGAUUGAGGUUCUGGAAAGGAGGCAUCGUGUCCGUCAGAUGAUGUCAGAACAGUUCAACAAAACUGCCAAUUCGCUGAAGUCCAUGCUUCAACAGUUUGACAGUCAGCUCAGUGCAAAGGACACCUUCCUCCACGAACAACAAAACAAACUGAGCGAGAAAGACAAACUGAUCCUCAACCAGAGGUCAGAGAUAGAGCGAUUGGAGAAGAAGUCCAAAACGCUGGAAUAUAAGAUUGAUAUCCUGCAAAAGACAACAGGCAUGUAUGAGCAGGACAAACGCUCUCUUCAGCAGGAGCUGGAGACGCGAGAGCAAAGACUGCAGAGAGAGCUGUCAGAGAGGAGGCGCAUGGAGCAGCGCAUGCAGGGCAUGGUGACAGACACCAGACUGAAGUGGGAGAAGGAGUGUGAGCGGCGAGUCAACGCCAAGCAGCUGGAGAUGCAGAACAAGCUGUGGGUGAAGGAUGAAAAGUUGAAGCAGCUUAAAGCCAUCGUGACGGAGACCAGCAGCACCAGCAGUGGUGGUGGUGGUGGCGGUCCAAGUGAACGUCCAGAGAAGCCUGAGAGGCCGGCCAGGGAAAGAGAUCGCAACAUGGCCCAGAAGAGGUCUGCUUCACCGUCACCGCAUCCUGACUUCAGCCAAACUCCCUCCCGCCAAAAUCGAGCCAGUGUUAGGGCAGUUCAGGACCCUCUCCCCACCUCCACCCCCUCCUCCUCCUCAUCCUCCUCCUCUUCAGCCUAUCCUUCAGUAGCCUCCUGCAUCUCUGAGUGGGAGCACAGGUUCCCUGUAGAUUCGAGCAGCCAGACUAGGCACCCUGGGACUCCCCAGUACAGGAGCCGGACCCCUGCUCCGUACUACGGCGCCAGCAGCGUGGGUCGCAGGAGAGGCCAGCGCUGGGCUGCAGGCACUGAGGCCCCUGCUGCCACUCUUGUCUAUGGGCUAGACCUAGAGGCAGGCACAAGGACGGCUCCUCCGGUUCGUCCGACGCACAGACGCUCACAGUCUGCGGGUGGGGAGAAAUGGGUAGACCACAAACCAGCCUCUAAUUUGGACCUAGACACUGUCAUGCAGCCAAUCAUACCCAAUGCAAUCAAGGUGUCGACCCCCAGCGAGAAAGCUCUGUCUAAAUGCCACAAGUACGUGCUUAGACAUCAAGAGCUCGCCUCGGACGGGGAGAUCGAGACCAAACUGAUCAAGGGGAAUGUUUUUAAAACCAGAGGUGGAGGACAAGCUGUGCAGUUUACCGACAUUGAGACACUAAGACAGGAGUGUCCAACAGCACCAAGGAUGAAGUAA
Messenger RNA from Stegastes partitus (bicolor damselfish), 2866 nucleotides. RefSeq names its product kinesin-like protein KIF23. The transcript is spliced from 21 exons. NCBI's taxonomy places the organism in Eukaryota, Metazoa, Chordata, Actinopteri, Pomacentridae. Gene Ontology annotation, biological process: microtubule-based movement; mitotic spindle midzone assembly. Gene Ontology annotation, molecular function: ATP hydrolysis activity; ATP binding; microtubule motor activity. Gene Ontology annotation, cellular component: kinesin complex; microtubule; nucleus. Bases 35 to 2866 code for a protein of 943 amino acids. The record is from RefSeq and is a predicted model, not a curated record.